Messenger RNA from Entelurus aequoreus (snake pipefish), 1471 nucleotides. Its product is annotated as class I histocompatibility antigen, F10 alpha chain-like. Gene Ontology annotation, cellular component: external side of plasma membrane. The transcript is spliced from 6 exons. Gene Ontology annotation, biological process: immune response. The coding region runs from base 386 to 1471 and encodes 361 amino acids. NCBI's taxonomy places the organism in Eukaryota, Metazoa, Chordata, Actinopteri, Syngnathiformes, Syngnathidae. The record is from RefSeq and is a predicted model, not a curated record.
UUCCCAGCAAGGGCCUUGACAAGCAAUAUUAAAUAGAUGAUAAAUAACUAUGAUAUCAAUAAAUGUAACAAUGUUAUAUAGCAAAGUAAAAGUUGUGUUUCUUAUCUAAGUAAAUGUAACUGGUUACUACUCACCUAUGUGGAUAAGUGUGUUCACUUUUGACAGCUACGACAAAAUAAAAGUAAAAACAUAAUAAAAAUGAUUUAUUUGUCAUAAGAAACCAUCUUUAUCUUUCGUGACGGUCGCUGCGUUUAGAAACAAGCAUCCAGUCAAUGUUUGGCUUCACCGUGUCUAAUUUCACUUUCACUUUCUUUGAUAUUGUGCCAGCAGAAGCGUCUGCCUCACACUUUUCCCCCACGUUCAGCACUUUGGCCACAGCCAGUCAAUGGCAUUAAAAGUGACAAACAUCUUUUUGUUUCGUGCUGACAUCAUGGACUUGUUUUUAUUCUUUCUUCUGGUCGUGCAAAUGCACAGCGUGACGCCUGUGAUUCACACGCUGCAGUAUUUCACCACUGCAUCCUCUCAAGUUCCAAACUUCCCAGAGUUUGUGAGUGUUGGUUAUGUUGAUGGAGUUGAGAUUAGUUACUAUGACAACAACAUCAGGAAAGCAGAAUCCAAACAGGACUGGAUGAACAAAAUCACAGCAGAGGAUCCAAAAUACUGGCAGAUGGUAACAGAGAUCAGUGUUGGUAAUGAGUUUAGUGCCAAACACAACCUUGAAGUUCGUAAGAAGCGUUUCAACCAAACUGGAGGUGUUCACAUUGUCCAGUGGAUGUCAGGAUGUGAAUGGAAUGAUGAGACUGAUGAGGUUACAGGUUGGCAUCAGGCAGGUUAUGAUGGAGAAGAUUACAUAUCGUUGGACAUGAAGACAUGGACAUGGACUGCAGCAAAACCACAAGCUUUCCCCGACAAACUCCAGUGGGACCAGAACAUAUUUAUACUAGACAACGCUAAGUAUUAUUUCACUGAGGAAUGUCCUUCUUACUUGAAGAAGUAUGUGAACAAUGGGAAGAAGGUCCUAAUGAGAACAGAGCUUCCAGAGGUGUUCCUCCUCCAGAAGACGCCAUCCUCUCCAGUCACCUGCAUGGCGACAGGUUUCUACCCCGACUUUGCCGACCUGUUUUGGAGGAAAGACGGCGAGCAGAUGUUGGAGGACGUGGAGCACGGAGAGCUGCUCCCCAACCACGACGGAACCUUCCAGAUGUCGGUGGAGCUGAAAGUGGAGGUGACGGCCGAGGUGGAGGGCAAGUACGAAUGUGUGUUCCAGCUGUCUGGCGUCAAGGAGGACCUGGUCACCAAGCUGGAGAGAAGAAGCAUCCUGAGCAACGCAAGCCAUGAAGACAACUUGAGCGUCGCCCUCGCUGCCACGGCGGCGGUCGUCGCUGUGGCGGCCGUCCUGGCGGCCAUCAUCAUGGUCAUGGUCAGGCGUCACAGAAACAGACAAGCCCAGUACGAUCCAGCUCGUAAGUAA